AUGAGGGCCUUAUUCACGGCUGCGCUCGCUGCUGCUGCGGCGCACGAGUCCUUAGCACAACCGCUCUCCAGCGGUGACUGCCCCUCGUCAAGCUUCAAAUCCCUCACAGCCCAGCGUUGGGUGAAGGCGGCCAAGCCGGGGUGGAACAUUGGCAAUACGCUCGAUGCCUUGCCUGACGAAGGCUCGUGGAACAAUCCGCGCCUGCAAGCGUCGACACUGGACUAUGUCAAGGCAGCGGGCUUCAAGUCUGUCCGGCUUCCGGUCACCUACGCGGAGCACUACGUGACUGGCUCGCCGAGUUGGACCAUCAAUGCGACCUGGCUGCAGCGUGUUUCGGAUGUCGUGGACAUGGCUACGUCUAAGGGGCUCUAUGUGAUCACAAACAUGCAUCACGACUCGUGGACAUGGGCCGAUGUCUCCAAGGCUGACGCAAACUUGACCAUGAUCGAGGAGAAGUUCCAAGCUUCCUGGAUGCAAAUAGCCAACAAGCUGCGCUGCAAGUCCGAGCUGGUUGCCUUUGAACCCAUCAACGAGCCCCCUGGAAACAACGCCGAAGAUGGGGCCAAACUCAUGAAGCUGAAUGACAUCUUUGUGAAGGCACUCGUCGACACUGGCGGUUUCAAUUCCAAGAGAGUCAUCACUUUGUCUGGACCUGGGAUGGGCGCUGAUAAGAUUCAGUGGUUCAAGGCACCGGCCAAUAUCACCAAUCCAUGGGCGUUUCAGUUUCACUUUUACAAUCCUUAUGACUUUGUUUUCGGUGCUUGGGGCAAAACUAUCUGGGGCUCCGAAGCCGACAAAGCCGCCGUCGUUGCCGAACUCUCCUCGGUCCGGGGCAACUUCACCAACGUGCCCAUCGUCCUGGGCGAGUAUGACGCCUCGCAGCUCAACACGGAGCCCGCGGCACGCUGGAAAUGGUUCGACCACGUGCUGCGCACCGCCCAGGCGCUCGACAUGCUCCCCAUGCUCUGGGACAACGGACUCGACAACCUGGACCGCGCGACAGGCAAGUGGCGCGACCAGACAGCCAUCGACAUCAUGAUGCACGCCCUGGCGGGGCGCAACAAUUCCCUGCCCGACAGCACUACCGACCCGGCCGCCACGGUGCAGGUCAGUUCGGCAUAUGUCUUCAACAAGCUUGGUCAGACACCAGGAAAUCAAACCCUCCCGUUCCUGCUGAACGGCAAUACCAUCCGCAGCCUCAAAAUCGGCUCGUCAACCCUGUCCCGUGGCCGGGAUUACUCCAUCACAGGCAACUCCAACAUAACCCUCCACGCGUCAUUCCUCGCGAAAUACCUAUCCGCCACCGCCGCGCCGGGGACAAAGGCCAACAUCACGGUAACCUUCUCCUCCGGCGCGCCGUCACGCGUCGAGCUGGUGCAGUGGGACGUGCCCAAGUUUGCUUCCUUAUCCUCUGCCGCGCGCGACGCGCCCGCUGGAGGCGAUCUGAGCAUCCCCGUUGAGUGGCGGGGCCUGCACCGGGUCGCGGCGGUGCAGGUUGUGAAAGCGGAUGGAGGGUAUCUGUUCGAUGAUUGGACCCAGUGGCUGGGGCCGUUGCAGAAGGGGAGAGCGACGUAUAACAACCAGUGGGAUUUUGAUCACAACAGGGUGAUAAUAAGGCGAGCGGCUAUCGAUGCUGUGAUUGCGUCCGGACAGAAUACCACGUUCAGGUGGGAGUUUUAUCCGAGGGCUGAAGGGAAUGGGAAUGUGGUUGAGUACACUUUGACGGUGUAG
Canariomyces notabilis is the source of this 1731-nucleotide messenger RNA. Its product is annotated as glycoside hydrolase family 5 protein. The transcript has 7 exons. Gene Ontology annotation, biological process: glucan catabolic process. The record is from RefSeq and is a predicted model, not a curated record. Lineage: Eukaryota; Fungi; Ascomycota; Sordariomycetes; Sordariales; Chaetomiaceae. Gene Ontology annotation, cellular component: extracellular region; cell surface. Gene Ontology annotation, molecular function: beta-glucosidase activity. The coding region runs from base 1 to 1731 and encodes 576 amino acids.